This is a messenger RNA of Lindgomyces ingoldianus, 879 nucleotides long. RefSeq lists its product as uncharacterized. Bases 1 to 879 code for a protein of 292 amino acids. NCBI's taxonomy places the organism in Eukaryota, Fungi, Ascomycota, Dothideomycetes, Pleosporales, Lindgomycetaceae. The record is from RefSeq and is a predicted model, not a curated record. The transcript is spliced from 12 exons.
AUGCGCUGUGCAUCAGAGGUAUUGGACACAGUUGAGACAAAAGGUGAGUUCGAGGUCAGCAAUGUUAUUCACGAAAUUGGGCACAUGGAUGCGGAGAAACGGAUGCGACUGAUGGUUAUGUCGGCGGCGGACCAGAUCUCGUUGGCGCGUAUGGAGUUGCUAGAUCGAUAUCAAACCCGUCCUUGUUGGCUUUUUUAUCUCGCCAAAUACGGUGUCGGCAAGGGCGGAAAGUAUGCCGCCGAUGUCCAGGUUGCUGAAACAGCUCGUCUACUCUUUGAGGUGAAGAAAUCGGUGCUUGAGUCUUGGGCAGUUUUAAUUGGAGCGAGGGGUCGAGCCUCCCCUCAACAUAUGUAUCACCUCCUGUAUCUCUUCUCAAAAACAAUCCAAAUCCCUUGCCAAAAUCAUAGAGUUAUAAUUCAGGCCUUUCCCGAGUCUUCCCGUUGGAUAUGGAUAUGCAAAUUAUGUUCUAAUGGAAGUCAUGACGAAAUGAAAUACGAAUCUUCGGGAUUGUGCAGUAUGUUCUUUAUCCAGCAUUGUGAUGAGAAUUUGCUUUCGACUCGGAUUGAAUUGGUUGGUUUUGAGCAUGAUAUUGUGGGCUUGGCGGUGCACUUCCUUGCGCGUACGGAGAAUGCUGGUUUCUAUGGAGCGUUUUACAGGAUAAAUCUAUCUUGGAAUAUAUGUGAGUUGUUAGACUACGAGAUCGAACUAGCAAAGAAUCAUCUGGUAGAUUCUGUUGCGAAUCUCUGCCGGAAUUUCUGGAUUGUUGGCCUGCUAUCGUGGAGGUGGAUUGAUUCAGAUGUCCGUCAAGGGAACCUUAAAGUGAACCCUGGUUCCGAUCAUCUCCAGCCACUUACUGUCCCUCACGAUCGAUUCGUCUGA